AUGAAUCAUUCUCAUAUGAGUUUUGAUUUAGUUGUUGAUUUGAUUGUUGAACGUGUUCGUGAUAAUCUAUUGACACAUCCAAUUCAUGUUGUUUGGGAUUUUAAGUUGGGGUAUGGGUUGAGAGUUAGUUAUCGUCAAGCUUGGAUGGGGGUAGAGAAAGCAAAUGGUGAUAUUUUUGGAGACUACUUAAUGUCAUUUGACCAGUUAAGAUGGUAUAUUGAUGUUGCAAAGAGUUGCAAUCUAGGGACUUACAUUGACUUUGAGUGUGACGAUGAUACUAAACGGUUUAAGAGAUUAUUUGUUCCUUUUCAUGGUUCCAUUAGUGGAUUUGAUUAUUAUCGACCUCUCUUGUUCCUUGAUGGCUCAUUUUUGAAGAGAAGAUUUAAAGGAAAUUUACUUACCGCUACAGGAAAAGAUGGAAAUCAAGAGAAUCAAGACAACUGGCGUUGGUUUUUGGAGCAUUUGAGUACAAUUGUUUCACUAGAACGAGAUAUUAUAUUCGUAUCAGAUCGUAACCUUAGAUUAGUUGAAGUUUUGUCAAAGGUUUUCCCAAUGGCUUUUCAUGCUUAUUGUUUAUAUCAUUUGAAGAUGUACUUGGGGCAUCAUUUGCGUGGUAUGUUUCUUGGAUUGAAAGAAAAGCUAAUCACUUUGUUUGGGAAAUGUGCAUAUGCUCCAACUGAAGAAGCAUUUCAUCAAUGUUUGGUUGAGUUAAAGAUUGAAGGUGGGUCAAAAGUUGAAAAGUUUUUAGAUGACAUACCAUAUGAUCAUUGGAGUAAUGUAUAUUUUCAAGGGCAAUGCUUUGGAGAGAUGUGGUCGACUGUAGCUGAAUCUUUCAAUUCGUGGAUACGGGAGGAAUGCCAUUUGCCUAUCACAAAGUUGAUUGAUAGUGUAAGAAUUAAGUUAAUGAGGAAAAUUACUAAGAGGAUGGAGCUUGUUAAUAAAUGGAAUGAUGUGAUAUGCCCCCAAAUGGAGUCCAAGUUGCAUGAUGCUUUUAAUACUUCGAGGCCAUGGAUUGUUAGUUCAUCUGGGAAUGAUGUUUAUGAGGUGCAUUCACAUCCAUCUGUUUCAGUUGACAUUAGUAGACGAAUAUGUUCUUAUGGUGAGUGGCAGUUGAAAGGUUUUCCAUGUGUAUAUGGAGUUGGUGCUAUACAAAAGAGUGAACAUGAUUUGAGUUUAUUUGUUGAUUAA
Molecule: messenger RNA, 1188 nt
Organism: Camellia sinensis
Lineage: Eukaryota; Viridiplantae; Streptophyta; Magnoliopsida; Ericales; Theaceae
Source: RefSeq, a predicted model, not a curated record